This is a messenger RNA of Sesamum indicum (sesame), 499 nucleotides long. RefSeq names its product small ribosomal subunit protein uS14z/uS14y/uS14x. The record is from RefSeq and is a predicted model, not a curated record. Gene Ontology annotation, cellular component: ribosome; cytosolic small ribosomal subunit. Gene Ontology annotation, biological process: cytoplasmic translation. Gene Ontology annotation, molecular function: zinc ion binding; structural constituent of ribosome. Lineage: Eukaryota; Viridiplantae; Streptophyta; Magnoliopsida; Lamiales; Pedaliaceae.
ACACGACGAAUCUUUAGUCAUCAAAUUAGGGUUUCAUAUUAUCUGCGCCUCUUUCUCUGUCGAUUUCGAACUUAAGGUUUCUCACCGAGAGAGAGUAUCAUGGGUCACUCCAACAUCUGGAACUCGCAUCCCAAGAAUUAUGGCCCUGGUUCACGCACCUGCCGCGUGUGUGGAAACCCGCAUGGGUUGAUCCGGAAAUAUGGUCUGAUGUGUUGCCGGCAGUGCUUCCGUAGUAACGCUAAGGAAAUUGGGUUCAUUAAGUACCGCUGAUGAUACAUGGACGGCAAAGGGCUCAAAGUGAAGUUCUUGUGACGUCGCAAGACAAAUUAGAGAAUUUGUUGGUUUUAAGAUGAACGCCUUCUCUUCAAAUUUUGUUUUUGAGUUUCGUUUCUCUUUAGACAAAUAGAUUAUGUUGCUAUAAAUGUUACUGCAUUGAAAGUACUUGAAUAUCAAUUUCGUUCCUUUUUGCAUGGAUGUGGGAUACAAACUCCUUUCUCUG